UUCUCCACCGAAGGGAUGGAGUCAUUAUAUCAUAUCAACUGUGUUAUUCUACCCAACGGUUACGAAGCAACUGCAGUAGUAAAGGAAACGUUUUAUACAUUGAAGCAGAAAACAAAUUUGUUAGGUUGGACGAACUGCUGCCCGCGACUGUCUACUACUUCAAAGUUCGAGCUAAAACCGCCACUGGGCCUG
Paramuricea clavata is the source of this 192-nucleotide messenger RNA. Lineage: Eukaryota; Metazoa; Cnidaria; Anthozoa; Malacalcyonacea; Plexauridae. The record is from the annotation of a GenBank genome assembly.